GAAACAACUGUGACUGUGUUGACAGCAUCAAAGCCUCAGACACUGAAACUCUUUCUACUGGACCUCCAGCCUCUAGUUGGCUUUCUGAAUACUACAGAUCAUCUUCUUGUUGCCUAAGAUAUUUUUACUAGAUUUUUUUCCCUCUUUCUCUGGAAUUUUUUUUUCUUUGAAUGAUAACGUGAGGAUUUAUGAUGGAUGAUUAAAAUGGUGAGAAAGAAGAAACUGCUGGUGUAUGAAAUCUGUGCAAACAUGAUGUGGGAUGGAUAAACAACAACAAAACUCUAGAAUGGCCUCUAAUGACCCCGACCUUCCUGACACCUCCCUUGACCCCCAGCCUGGUGACCUCAUUGAGAUCUUCAGACCAGCCUAUCAGCACUGGGCUCUGUACCUGGGAGAUGGUUACAUCAUUAACCUAACUCCUGUUGAUGAGAGCCAGGCUGCAGCCAUGUCCAGUGUGCAGUCAGUCUUCAGCGGGAAGGCGGUGGUCCGUAUGCAGCUGCUGAAGGAGGUGGUGGGCAGUGACUCGUACCGCGUCAACAACAAGUAUGACCACAAUCACACACCUCUGCCUGUGUGUGAGAUCAUCCAACGGGCGCAGGAUCUGAUUGGCCAGGAGGUGUCUUAUGACCUGCUGGGAAGCAACUGCGAGCAUUUUGUGACCCUUCUGCGCUAUGGGGAGGGGGUUUCAGAGCAGGCUACACGGGCCAUUGGGGCCAUCAGUUUGGUGACGGCAGCAGCCAGUGCCUUCUCUGUCCUGGGACUGAUAAACACCCGGUCCAGAAACAGGCCUUUCUGACAGCUGACACGUUUUUUUUUUUCUCUUUACAUAAUUGGGAGUACUUGUAAAAAAAAAAGACAAUAAAGUGCAAAUAAAAAA
Molecule: messenger RNA, 877 nt
Organism: Cynoglossus semilaevis (tongue sole)
Lineage: Eukaryota; Metazoa; Chordata; Actinopteri; Pleuronectiformes; Cynoglossidae
Gene: plaat1
Product: phospholipase A and acyltransferase 1
Exons: 5
Coding region: 260-796 (178 amino acids)
Biological process (GO): N-acylphosphatidylethanolamine metabolic process
Cellular component (GO): cytoplasm
Molecular function (GO): glycerophospholipid phospholipase A1 activity; A2-type glycerophospholipase activity
Source: RefSeq, a predicted model, not a curated record